Messenger RNA from Caenorhabditis bovis, 2721 nucleotides. The record is from the annotation of a GenBank genome assembly. NCBI's taxonomy places the organism in Eukaryota, Metazoa, Nematoda, Chromadorea, Rhabditida, Rhabditidae.
AUGCUCCCGCUUCUGCUCUCCGCUCUAAUCGGCUUCUCUCUUGAAUCGAACCCUUGUGAUGUCGGUGUGACCCACGUGAAAUCGGACACCAAGUUGCCUUCGAACUGCACGUCAAUAAUUGGUCGAUUUUUAAUCGAUGGUUCAUCGGAUGUCGACGACGAAGCGUUGAUCAGCAUCUUCGAGAAUGUCGCGUCGAUUGAAGGCGUCGUCGAGAUCCACAAGUCGAAAUUGAAAUCGGCGAGGUUUCUCGGUGUGAUCGGCGAGCUCACCGGCGAUCUGCUCGACAAGAGCCUCUCGAUUGUCGACAACGCCGAUCUCGUCGACAUCGACGUCGGCGCGUUGCGAUCAGCCGACGCCUACGUUCGAAUCGUCGACAAUCCGAAAUUGAAUUUGACGAACGCUUGCAAGCGACUCCACAACGCGUUCGGCAAUCGGCGAAUCAUCGCCGGCAACGCCGAGAAUUGCGGAUGCAGCGUCAACGGACCACUGACGUAUCCCGAAUCCGUCGACUUUCCCGAAAAUUGCACGAUCGUCUACGGGCAAUUGCACAUCGACAAAAUUCCGCCGCCGUUCGCGAUUCUCGAUCGCCUACGAUCGAUCAAGACGAUCUAUGGAUCAUUGAUGAUCACCGACACGAAUUUGGAGACGCUCGGCUUCUUGGAGAAUCUCGAGACGAUUGAAUCCGACAAUCAAGCCGAGUACACCAUCAAAAUCGAGAGCAACAAUUGGCUCGGCCGAAUGGAUUUGUUGCGAUUGACGAAGGUCGCGUCGAAGAAUCCCGAAUCACGCAUCACCGUCUAUAAUACGAUGAACGUCUGCUUCGAUCCCGAGCUUCUCGAGUUGUUCGUCAAAAGCGGCCUGCGAUUCGACGUCUCGACCGAUUUGUCGUUUUGCGAUUUGACGAAGAUCCGAAAUCCAACCGGCUAUUGUAGUGGUCCGCUUCACGAGGUGCCCGAUCGUUGCCUCUACUAUGUCGGCAACAUCGAGUAUAGCAUCGCCGACGAAAAUUGGUACGGCGAUUUCGAGCCGAUCACGGUGCCCGACGCCGAUCUGACGAGAAUCCAGCAGUUCGAGAAGAUCUUCGGAAUGAUCUCGAUCCGAUUCAGCGACAUCAAAUCGUUCAGUCUUCCAAAAUUGAAGGAGAUCUAUAGUCUUGGAUGUGUUCGCGAUUCAAUUAUAUCAUCAUACGGCUUCGAGACAUUCUAUUUCGUCAAAAAUCUAAAUAUGACGAGCUUCAAGACACCCAAUUUGCAGAUCGCCUUCAAGAACAUUUAUCUCGAGGAGAAUGGAAAUGUGCAAAUUUCGAAGAAGGAUUGCAAAAAUUUCGAAAACGUGAAAAACGCGGAUUUCACGGCAACAAUCGAUCGAUUUCGGUGUGACCCUUGCGAUGUCGGUGUGACCCACGUGAAAUCGGACACCAAAUUGCCUUCGAACUGCACGUCAAUCAUUGGGCAAUUUUUAAUCGAUGGUUCAUCGGAUGUCGACGACGAAGCGUUGAUCAGCAUCUUCGAGAAUGUCGCGUCGAUUGAAGGCGUCGUCGAGAUCCACAAGUCGAAAUUGAAAUCGGCGAGGUUUCUCGGUGUGAUCGGCGAGCUCACCGGCGAUCUGCUCGACAAGAGCCUCUCGAUUGUCGACAACGCCGAUCUCGUCGACAUCGACGUCGGCGCGUUGCGAUCAGCCGACGCCUACGUUCGAAUCGUCGACAAUCCGAAAUUGAAUUUGACGAACGCUUGCAAGCGUCUCCACAACGCGUUCGGCAAUCGGCGAAUCAUCGCCGGCAACGCCGAGAAUUGCGGAUGCAGCGUCAACGGACCACUGACGUAUCCAGAAUCCGGCGAGUUUCCUGAAAAUUGCACGAUUGUCUACGGAAAACUGCAUAUCGACAAAAUUCCGCCGCCGUUCGCGAUUCUCGACCGCCUACGAUCCGUUAAAAUCCUCUACGGAUCGCUUUGGGUCACCGGGACCAAUUUGGAGACGCUCGGCUUCUUGGAGAAUCUCGAGGAAAUCCAUUCAGACGAACGAACCGAGCAGACGAUAAAUAUUGAAAGAAACGAAUGGAUCGGCCGGUUGGAUUUAUUGCGGCUUGAUAAAAUUACCUCGAAGAAUCGGGAAUCGCGCAUCACAAUUUAUAACGUGAAUCGAAUGUGCUACGAUCCGGCACUUCUUCAAAUCAUAAUUGAAAGCGGCUUGAAGCUCGAAUUGGGAACAGAGGCGAAAUUUUGCGAUUCUGCAAUGUUUCGAGACCCCUCACUUUUCUGCACGGGACCCAUCAAAGAAGUCCCAGAGCGUUGCCAAAACUACGUCGGCAAUAUUGUCUAUCAGCCAACCAAAGAUUAUUGGUACUACUAUGAAUGCGAGUCGAUUCGAGUGCCCGACGACGACAUGGCGCGAAUCCAAAAAUUCGAGCGGGUGUUCGGCAAAAUCGCAAUAUCGUGCAGCGAUCUCGAAUUUCUCGAUUUGCCCAAUUUGAAGGCGAUCUACAAUAUUCAAGACGGCGAGGCGAUGGUUAUAACGAAAAAUGCCAAUCUGACCGGCUUCGAAACACCAAACCUUGAGUACGCAUUCAAGAGAAUCGUGUUCGAGGAGAACGGCAAUUGGACAAUCUCAAAGCAAAUUUGCAAGAAUUUCGGAGGAAUCAAAAACGAGAAAUUCUCUUCAAAAAUCAAUGAAUUCAGUUGCGAAAGCGAUUACGAGUACUAUUUAAAUCUGAUGCAAUCAUAA